CGUGUCACAUACAGUCUAUGGUCACAAGGUACAUAACAUGGCUGCUUACUUGGUGUUAUAUUUUUACCCCUAGCUGUUAUUAGCAGCAACGCUUUUCAGUAUAUACGGAUAUAAAACGCGUACAGCUCCUUUUCUUGAUGAUAUGUGUCCUCUGGCAGGCUUUGCUUCACUGUGAACAAGCCCGGAGUUCGAGGUGUUUAGACAGCUGCAUCGCAGAGGAUCAGACUUCCGAGUCAUUUCGAUUUAAACCAUGGCUUCAUCGUUUGUCGUCGGAGAUCAGUUCAGAAAUAAGGUGACAGAGUUACUGGGAAAGACAGACUCGUCUCUGCCAGAACGACUGACACAAGAACUGGAAGAGAUUCUUGAAAAACCAGAACCAGCAACCCUGUCCUUCAGUACAGCAAGAAAACUCAAGAAAUACCUUCAGGACGAAGGACAUCCUUUCUACCUGCAUGAGUUGUUGGAAGACAGCUCACUGCACCUACCUGAGGUUGUGAAGCCUCCCAGAAACCCUGAGUUGGUCGCACGUCUGGAGAAGAUCAAAGCCAAACUAGCCAAUGAGGAAUACAACAGGAUUACACGUAAUGUCAACACUCAGGAAAUCAACCGGAAUGGAACAUUAGCAGAUUUUGGACGACAAGUGCGAUCAGUCAAAGCAGUGGUGGUGACCAUAUUCAACUUCCUGGUCACAGUCGUCGCUGCUUUUGCUUGUUCUUACAUGGGCAGUCAGUACCUGUUCACUGAGACCACAGCGCGAGUGAUAUCGGCUGUGAUCGCUGCCUCUGUAGUCGGUCUUGCUGAGCUGUAUGUCCUGGUCCGGACCAUGGAGGGAGACCUAGGAGAGCCAUAGCAGCUAUACACAACAAAUGAGGGAAACAGUAAUCUUUAGCAGACCACAAAGCAGAACUUUGGCAACCCCAUCAAACCCACUGAUUCAGAACAGACAAUUUAUUUUGCUGUGAAAACUUUGUGGACUUUUUGCCUUGUGGAGUUGUGGAAUAAGUUUAAAGUUACUGAGAAUUUACAAAUUAAUGACACUGGUAUCACUAAAUGGAAGCUGGAACACAGAAAAAAGCAAAUCGGUUUCAAAUGACUGACUAUCAGUUCUCUGGCUACUUACUUAGAUACUGUGGCGUAAUCUAACAUUCCACCUGUUGAGAAUUUUAAAAAAUGAAAUCUAAGUAAGAGUUAUAUUUCUUAUUUAUUUUGUAUUUUUCAUGAAAGUACAGCCUCCAGUUUUUCCCCCUCUCUUUCUACUUUGCACUGCCCUAGAAAAAAAAAAAUGAAUGUUGCAUAUUUUCUUAUGAUGUCCUCCAUUCUGUUUUGAGAUGUAAUCAUAUUUUUGUGAUCAAUAAAAUCACCAGUGCUGACUGAAGCUAAUCCAUAAAGUUGUAAGCUCCAGUUAGCAUGAAGCUCCUUUA
Molecule: messenger RNA, 1421 nt
Organism: Lates calcarifer (barramundi perch)
Lineage: Eukaryota; Metazoa; Chordata; Actinopteri; Centropomidae
Gene: vma12
Product: transmembrane protein 199
Exons: 6
Coding region: 251-850 (199 amino acids)
Biological process (GO): vacuolar proton-transporting V-type ATPase complex assembly
Cellular component (GO): endomembrane system
Source: RefSeq, a predicted model, not a curated record